CGACCGUUGGACGGGCUAUUCCUGGCGGCCAUUAAUGGUCACGUGACAUCUCUCGCGGUCGACGUCCACAACAGACAUACUGUGGCCGCCGUGGGAACCGAAGAGGGAUUGCUGUCUAAAGUGGUGUUAGACGAGCGCCAGGAGUCCGACAAACAGAUACUCGAGUAUAACAUGGGGUCCGAUAGCGAUGACGUGACCGACCGAUCCAUUCGCCCGAACCCAGCCUUCGAUAACAAGCGCCGGGAUCUGUACGUACUGUCCGGUCGGCGACUGAUUCGCGUGCCGUUUGGCUCGUGUCGACCGCACCGGACGUGCGACUCGUGCCUCACAUCCAACGACCCGUUGGCCUGUGGCUGGUGUGGCACAUACUGUGCCCAUAGAGAUGAGUGCGACCACCCGUUGCUCUUCAACCAGACAGUGUGUCCGCCAGUCAUAUAUGACUUCGAGCCCAAGUCGGGUCCCUUAAGAGGCGGGACUGUUAUCACUAUAACUGGCAAUAAUUUAGGGCAAUAUAGAAAUUCGUAUGAAAACAGUAAUAUAACGGUGACUGUGGCCGAAACCAACUGCCCGGUCGUCGAGUGGACAGCCAGUCGCGUCACAUGUCAGACACAGUCUGUCCUCAAAGCAGUCUCAGGCAAAGUACGGGUCAAAGUUCACGACCGGUUCACCCAAAAAAUUUACGACAUUGAGGGUGAGGUGCAGUCGGAUUUGGAGUUUAAGUAUUUGGAGCCGGAGUUGAGAGGUGUAUACCCGGCGUUCGGUCCCGAGUCGGGCGGCACUAACAUCACAAUCGUCGGUCAGAAUCUGCACAUCGGCUCCAAUCGCACCGUACUUUUGGCCGGAAUUCAGUGCAAAGAAUUUGAGAGCAACUCAACGUUCUUGAAGUGUACGUCC
This is a messenger RNA of Oppiella nova, 894 nucleotides long. Lineage: Eukaryota; Metazoa; Arthropoda; Arachnida; Sarcoptiformes; Oppiidae. The record is from the annotation of a GenBank genome assembly.